UAGAGCAUAUUAAUGUGUCUGUAUUUUUUCAGUGUUUGCUUUCCCAAAUGCCAAAGUGACAUUGACACCGUCAACACAAAACAUUUCCGAGAACACGCCAUUGAUAUUAACAUGCUCUUAUGUCGGAGAUCUUACUGUAGAGACAUACACAAUGAUAAUUUCCUCAAGAUCAACUUUAGUAGGAUCUCUGAUGGCAAAUUGUUCUGUAUUUUCUAAACAACCAGAUCCAAUAAUGUACAGUUACACCUGUCCUACACAUGAACAACUAUUAUGGACCAUCAGAAAUGUAACACGUGCUCAUGAUGGUAACACAUGGAGAUGUCUAGUAGGAUUUACUACAAUCGGUAGCGAGGAGGCAACCAAUACAAUCAAUGUUCAAGUACCAAUACAGACUGUUGAGAUGUUUUAUCCAACGAACAAUGUGGUUACAAUACAGCAGAACAUAGAAACAGUAUUUAUUUGCAGAACAUCUGUAGGGAAACCAAAAGCUGCAGUGAGAUGGUAUAAAGAUAACAGAACGGCAACAACAAAUGAUGAUAUAGAGAUAACGACUUUUGCCACAACAACAGACACUACUAUUGGUGAUCUGAUAUAUGUUACAAGUACACUCCGCUAUUCCCCGGCAAAAGAAGACAGUGGUAUGAAAAUAUACUGCAUUGCUAGAAAUUCUGUUGAUAAUCUCGUAUCUAACAGAAAACCGGAGCUCAAUGUACAGUAUUCACCAGAUGGUCCUCCUGUAAUUCAAGGUUUCAAUAACACUGAAACAUGUUACGUUAUAGAAAACAAUCAAAGUUUACUUUCUUGCUCAAGCAGGGGAGGAAAUCCACUAGCAACAUUGUCUUGGGACUGUUUUAAUUCUGGAUCAACGUCGACUUCUUCUGUGGAAUCAAAUGUUACAAAAACUGUCACAUUUUCAGCCUUACGUGGCCAAGAUAGAUCUUGUACAUGCAAAUCUUCUCAUCCAGUUGAUAAAACACAAUCAGUAACUGUUAAUAUUGAAGUGUUAUGUAAGUUUACUUUUAUUUUUAUGAAAUAUUAUUUCACCGCUCUGAAAUUUGCUAGAUAUUGUAACUGACAUUUGUUAUAGGAUUCAUAGCUUCAUAUAGCAAAAGCUAAUUUUAUUUAGUUUUCACCGUACAUGAUGCUUUAUCAAUCAAUAAUACAUCAUAAUUAUUAAAAACAAAAGUAAUAUGACAACAAAUAUGAAAGUGGGCGGAAACUAACUUCACAUUUGAUUUCAGGGACAACGUUUUAGAUUUUUUCUCUGUCAGUCUAUAGUUUCACU
This is a messenger RNA of Ruditapes philippinarum (Manila clam), 1285 nucleotides long. RefSeq names its product nephrin-like. The transcript has 3 exons. NCBI's taxonomy places the organism in Eukaryota, Metazoa, Mollusca, Bivalvia, Venerida, Veneridae. The record is from RefSeq and is a predicted model, not a curated record. The coding region runs from base 152 to 1075 and encodes 307 amino acids.